AUGCUGAAUUCAAUUCUGGCAUUGGAAUUACCCGGGGGCGCUCAGGGGCGCCUCUGCAGGGGUGUCCGGAUAAAAUUUAUCCAGGAGGAAUUUGAACGGGCCAACAUAAUGUCUCAGCAGAGUGUAGCUGACGCGGAUGUUGAUAUUGUGCUUAAGGCCAUAGACACUGCUUCUGGAAGUCACAACAAUAAAGUGGUUAUUGUUUCGGAAGACACUGAUGUCUUAACAAUGCUUGUAGGUCGGACUCCACCGAAUCUAGAAGUGUUCUUGCUGAAGCCGCCUUCUGCUAGAGUACCUGAGGUCGUGUAUUCUUCCGAGAGCUUAGCCUCCGAGAGCGCGUGUAUCAGGUCUCAUAUAUUAUUUCUACAUGCUUUCACAGGAUGCGACACAACUUCAGCAUUUUUCUCUCGAGGGAAACUAAAAUUCUGCGAAUUGUUUGCGAAAUCCGAUGAUUUGCAUGGGUUUGCAGAAAUAUUUAAGCAAACACAUGUAGCCAUGGAUACUUUAAUAGAUCACGGGCUUCGUCUCGCUUUGGCUCUUUACGGGGCACCCAAAGAUCUGUGCACCAAAGAUGAACCUGCCAUUCAGCUCGUCCAAAAGUAUCGAGCAAAAUCGUAUACUGCAGCCGCCGACCUUCAAAAAGUCGACCUUGCACGCAUAAUUCCGACUGCCAAUGCAUUAACCGAGCAUAUCAAGCGGGUCUAUUUCCAAGUACAGGCUUGGUAUGGUUCACAAGCUCAAGUCGAGACCUUAAAUCCGGUAGAAUGGGGCUGGGAAAUGGUGGGUGGAGAGCUCAGUCCUGUCACCAUGACCCAGGAAGCCGGUCCCGAGGAAAUUUUGAGCAAAAUUUCUUGUUCUUGUCAAACGGAUUGUGGCCCGAGGUGCGGGUGCCGCCGAAAUGGGUUGGAGUGCUCUCUUGCAUGCAAGCAUUGCGAUGGCAAUUGCUCAAACCAAAAAGACGUUGCCAAUGAGGCCGAGAGUAGUGACGAGGAAGAAGAUGAAGGAGGGGAAGAAAAUGACGAAGGGGAAGAAGGAGAAGAACGGGAAGAAGAAGAAGAAGAGUUUGAACAAGAUGUUUAGGUCUUAAGUUGAAAAUUUGAGUUUAUAAUGAAUAAUUCAAGACUAAUAAAAACUUCUAUUUGUUAUUUGAAUAAAGAGUUAUGUUGAUAAUUUGUAAUUUUCCACUUGCUGCUUUACCAUUUCCUAGCCACCCCUGAGCG
Molecule: messenger RNA, 1220 nt
Organism: Psylliodes chrysocephalus
Lineage: Eukaryota; Metazoa; Arthropoda; Insecta; Coleoptera; Chrysomelidae
Source: the annotation of a GenBank genome assembly